Molecule: messenger RNA, 1034 nt
Organism: Daphnia pulicaria
Lineage: Eukaryota; Metazoa; Arthropoda; Branchiopoda; Diplostraca; Daphniidae
Gene: Rpp30
Product: ribonuclease P protein subunit p30-like
Exons: 8
Coding region: 44-952 (302 amino acids)
Biological process (GO): tRNA processing
Cellular component (GO): nucleolar ribonuclease P complex
Molecular function (GO): RNA binding
Source: RefSeq, a predicted model, not a curated record
GCACGUGACUGAAUUAUCAAAAGAUUUUCGAAUAUAUAAAAAAAUGAACACUGUGCAAGGUUUCUGUGAUUUCAAUAUCCCAUGCCCAUGCAGUCCUUCUACAACACUUAAAGAAGUCGUGUUGAGAGCUGUCAAACUUGGUUACAGUGCCAUAGCUAUCAACACAACAAUAGAAGAAGAUGUUUUAAUCAACACCAAGAAAAAAGGGAACAAGAAAAAUGAAGUAAAGGAAGAGAAAAAAGAUGUUCCACCUCCUCUAAAACUUAAAUUCACUGAAGAAGAGUUGAACUUAUUUAAAGUCCAUGGGAAGAAUGUUAAAAUCUUACAUCGAUUGACUGUCAUGCUCAGUGACCCUGUGAAUACACAGAAACUAAUCCAAUCAGGGAAUACUAAAAAAUAUGAUUUGAUAGCUGUCUGCCCAACAACUACGGCUGCUUUUCUACAUGCAGCAGCCAACAUGGAUAUAGACAUAAUCACCUACCAUCCGACUGAAACCAAAGAAUUGCUGAGAUUCACCAGAAAACAUUAUCGUCAAGCUACUGACAGAGGAAUAUUUUUUGAGAUUCCCUAUUCACAUAUGCUUAGAGAUUCAUCAAAUAGGAAAAAGAUUAUCCAGAUUUCACAUUUGUACCAUACAGUUGGCAAAUCCCGGAACGUCAUAAUCAGUAGUGGAGCUCUUACACCAUUAGAACUUCGCAAUCCCUACGACGUAGCUAAUUUAGGAUUACUUCUUGGAUUAAGUGAAGGAGAAGCUAGAUCUGCUUUAAAUUUGAGUGGACGAUCCGUUGCACUUCAUGCUGUGACUCGAAAAACAGGAAAAUGUGUCAGCUUUGUUGCUGAAACUGACAAGUUAGAUCCAGAGGAACAAUGGAAAGCUAAGGAAAUAACUGAUGCGGAAGAAAGACUUGCGGGAGAACCAGAGCCCAAAAAGAUGAAAAUGGAAACUGCAUAAUUUAAUAGUCAAAAACGAAAUUCGACAACAUCUUGCACUUACUUGUAUUCCAUUUUGAUCAAUAGAUUAUGGCUGAACUACA